CUCCCUGGUUCUGCUAAAUUUCUCUAACACAGCACGUCUCUCGAUCCUCUCCAUGUUUUGAUGUCCGACGGAGUUCGUCGGAAAAUCUAGAGACUAGUUUCUAGCCACACGAGACGCCAAAACUCGUUUCUUUUCCGCUUUUGCGAUCAAUACGAAUGGCCCCGACCGAAUCUCGUCGCGGUUCUUGUUCCUACGGGGGAAUAGUCGGAGUAAGAUUGGUCGGGUUUUGCUUUGUUCCUGGAGGAGGGACGGUCGUCUAGCCGUCGGUUUCUGUAGGUAUUCGUCUGGGGGAGUUUGUAUCUGGCUUUUCGCUUCUCGUGUGGGUUUUGGGUUCGGCCUUGCAGCUCUUUCCGAGACAAGUUUUGGAGGGACUGGUACAGGAAGUAUCGCACAAAAGUUUCCCCCUUUUGCUCGAAAAUAGUUGACAUCACAUGGACAAUCGGUUGGAAACUUCACUCGAUAAGAUAAACAGCAAGAAGAGUGACAAGGGGGUUGAUGCUAUUAAGGAGGAUCAGCUUUCCUCAAUCGAAGUUAAGAAUGUCUCGAAACCAAUUCCAAGUUCCCCUGGAAGUAUUUGGCAGGCCAAAGUUUUUGAUCCAGAAUCUGGGGGAACUGUUGGACCGAAUGCAAUUGUUGAUGACACUGACGUUUCUGGUGAAGUAUACAUGGAAGCGUGCAUAGUUCCUGAGGAUGUAAUGAGGGCUGGAGGUUUUGGGGCCAGAGACGAUAUAAGUAGAUUUCUUCCAGUUGCCAGUGAUUCUACAGACUUUGAAGCUGCUCUGCGUGAUGCGCGGGACUAUGAGGAAUUGCAAGAGGAAGUAUGCAGACCGGGUCUUGGCUGGACAGAAGGUACACCAAGAGAAUAGCUACCUCGUCUCUAACAUUUGUGCCUGUUGAUUAGCUCAACUUCUUCUGUACUUCCACACCAUUUGCUCGAUCAACUCUCUCUUUGAUGUACUUAGUUUUUUCAGAUGCUCAAAUUUGUGUCUCCGCGUCUACUUGUGAAUGUCGUUGUAAGUUUUGUAACUAACCAGUUAUCAACUUAACUCAGAAUAAAUGAAUUUUGUCACUUGGCAGUAGCUUAGUUACAUU
Messenger RNA from Eucalyptus grandis, 1092 nucleotides. RefSeq lists its product as hypothetical. The transcript is spliced from 3 exons. Lineage: Eukaryota; Viridiplantae; Streptophyta; Magnoliopsida; Myrtales; Myrtaceae. The record is from RefSeq and is a predicted model, not a curated record. The coding region runs from base 432 to 866 and encodes 144 amino acids.